Molecule: messenger RNA, 1413 nt
Organism: Solanum lycopersicum (tomato)
Lineage: Eukaryota; Viridiplantae; Streptophyta; Magnoliopsida; Solanales; Solanaceae
Biological process (GO): U5 snRNA 3'-end processing; U1 snRNA 3'-end processing; TRAMP-dependent tRNA surveillance pathway
Cellular component (GO): cytoplasmic exosome (RNase complex); nuclear exosome (RNase complex)
Molecular function (GO): mRNA 3'-UTR AU-rich region binding
Source: RefSeq, a predicted model, not a curated record
GAGCCUCUUGCUUAUAUACUUGCAUUAUGUUGUAGAGGAGGAAGAACAAGUCUCUACCUUUUUUUUUAAAGUAGGGUUAAGGUUUGCGUACACACUUUUCGAUUACAAUGGGUUUGUUGUUGCUCUUCCUGUAAAAAUUGAGAAAUUUGCUUAUUGAUAUAAAAAUGUGUACUUGGAAUUGGGUAUAAUUUGUUGGUAACAAUGGUUAUUUGUAGUAUUUUGUGAAAGAAAUUUUCUUAUUUGAAAAUUUACACAAAUAAUUAAAUGUUGGAAGCUGACCUCGAAUGCUUCUUUUUCGAUGAAGCAGUAUUGUAUUUGAGUUUCCACACUUGGGAUAAAAAGAUGGUAGGGUUAUCUGUUGGAGAAAGGAACUUUAUUAAGGGUGGUAUUGCCCAGGAUCUGCGUAAUGAUGGUAGAAAACGGCUAACUUAUCGGCCAAUUUAUGUGGAAACAGGUGUUAUUCCUCAGGCAAAUGGAUCUGCGAAAGUCAAGUUGGGUGCAACUGAUGUUAUUGCCAGUGUCAAGGCGGAACUUGGAAAACCAAGUUUGUCUCAUCCUGAUCAAGGAAAGGUUUUUAUUUACGUAGAGUGCAGUCCUACAGCAGAGCCAUCAUUUGAGGGCAGAGGGGGUGAGGAAUUGUCCACAGAGCUCUCGACUGCACUUGAGCGGAGUCUCUUGGGCGGUAAAAGUGGAGCAGGGGCUGGAAUUGAUCCGGCGUCUCUCUUGAUCAAAGAGGGAAAAGUAUGCUGGGAUCUGUAUGUCGACUGCCUUGUCAUUAGCUCGGACGGAAAUCUGCUGGAUGCUCUAGGUGCUGCAAUCAAGGCAGCUCUGAGCAAUACAGGUAUUCCGAGAGUUCAGUUUCGAGAAGCUGCUUCAACAGACGAGCACGCAGAUGUGGAUGUUAGUGAUGAAGAAUUUUUGCAAUUCGACACCAGUGGAGUACCUGUCAUAGUUACUUUGACAAAGGUUGGAAGGCACUACAUUGUCGAUGCAACUUCAGAGGAGGAAUCCCUAAUGAGCUCAGCUGUUUCUAUUUCUGUUAAUAGACGCGGACUAAUAUGUGGAUUGACUAAACGAGGAGGUGCAGGGUUGGACCCUAGCGUCAUACUUGACAUGAUAUCUGUUGCGAAACAUGUAAGUGAGCAGCUAAUAAACAAACUUGAUUCGGAGAUAGAAGCAGCCGAAAGAGCAAAUGAAGAGGAACCAUGACAUAGCUCAAGGAUUACCUAUAUAUAGUUGUUCUUGUGAUCAUUUUGUAAGAGUUUAGAUCGAGGGUCGAUUGUUUUGUUAAUCAAUCGUUGAUGAUUAUCUUCACUGUUAAAGUUUUGUUGAAUGAUGUUGAUUCUUGUCUAUACUGUUUGUUUGAAAACAAUCUUUUGAUUUCUCUUAAUUCACACAAGCCUCUUCGUUGCA